Panicum hallii is the source of this 1944-nucleotide messenger RNA. RefSeq names its product tubby-like F-box protein 13. The coding region runs from base 264 to 1592 and encodes 442 amino acids. The transcript is spliced from 5 exons. Gene Ontology annotation, molecular function: protein binding. The record is from RefSeq and is a predicted model, not a curated record. NCBI's taxonomy places the organism in Eukaryota, Viridiplantae, Streptophyta, Magnoliopsida, Poales, Poaceae.
CCCCCCCCCCCCCCUCCGUCCUCGUGCCGCGCCCGCCCCUCGGCCACUCCUCCGAUCCGGAUGGCGCCCCCCGAGUCCGGCCCGGCAGCCUAGCGCAAGCUCGGGCUCGGCCUGGGCCCAGGCUCCCGCCGCGGCGUCCCCGCAGUCGUCAGCUCGAGCUCCCGAGGUCUUGCUGUUCAGCACUUCAGCUAAGGGAGAUGCUUCUGCAUCUCUAGGAGCUCUUUUUUUGGUACUUCAGCAGUGUUCUUUCCUUUUUGGAGUAGAUGUCAUUUCGAAGCAUUGUGCGCGAUGUAAGGGAUGGCUUCGGGAGCUUAUCUAGGAGGGGAUUUGAGGUCAGGCUUCUGGGUCAUCGCCGAGGGAAAUCUCAUGGUGCUGUACAUGAGCUGCACGACCCAGUGCCUGUGGUACAGAGCAGCUGCUGGGCUAGCUUGCCUCCUGAAUUACUUCGAGAUGUGAUUGAGAGGUUGGAGGCCAGUGAGGAUACAUGGCCUUCUAGGAAGAAUGUAGUUGUUUGUGCAUCUGUCUGCAGAACAUGGAGAGAGAUGUGUAGAGAGAUUGUCAAGAACCCAGAGUUUUCUGGGAAGAUCACUUUUCCUGUUUCUCUGAAACAGCCUGGGCCUCGAGAUGGAACUAUACAGUGUUUCAUUAAGAGGGAUAAAUCUACACAAAUCUACUACCUGUACCUUUGUCUUAGCUCAACCGUGCUUGUCGAAAAUGGCAAAUUCCUUCUGUCAGCAAAAAGAAACUGCCGUGCAACAUGUACAGAAUAUAUAAUAUCAAUGAAUUCUGGCAAUGUAUCUAGGUCUACCAAUACCAACACAUACAUUGGGAAAUUGAGGUCAAAUUUCCUUGGCACAAAGUUUGUAAUCUAUGAUACUCAGCCGCCAUACAAUGCAGCAAGUUCUACACAGUCAGGGAAAACAAGCCAUAGAUUCUACUCCAAGAAGGCAUCGGCAAAGGUUUCUUGCAGCAGGUACAGCAUAGCACAAGUCUCAUACGAGCUGAAUGUCUUGGGAACUCGAGGUCCGAGGCGGAUGAACUGCGUAAUGCACUCCAUACCAGCCUCAUGCCUUGAGGCUGGUGGAAGUGUCCCUUGCCAGCCGGAUAGCAUCGUUGCCCACUCUCCCGGCGGAUCCUUCAGCAGUGUCUCCUUGUCAAAGUCAUCCGUUAUGGACCACUCUAUGCAUUUCAGCAGCGCUCGGUUCUCUGAUGUUGCAACAGGCUUAGGCCUAGGGACUGAAGGCCGGGCAUUGUUCGACGACGAAGAGUGCAACGACAGGCCUUUGGUCCUCCGCAACAAGUCUCCAAGGUGGCACGAGCAACUUCAGUGCUGGUGUCUCAACUUUCGUGGUCGGGUCACAGUUGCUUCAGUCAAGAACUUCCAGCUGGUGGCUGCGACACAACCUGCCGCGGGAGCCCCAACCCCAUCCCAGCCAGCCCCAGCGCCUCCGCCGGAUCAAGACAAGGUCAUACUGCAGUUUGGGAAGGUUGCCAAGGACAUGUUCACCAUGGACUACCGCUACCCGCUGUCAGCCUUCCAAGCGUUCGCGAUCUGCCUGAGCAGCUUCGACACCAAGCUGGCCUGCGAAUAAAAUCUGCCAGUUGCGCGUGCAUCGCCCACCGGUGCUUUUCGGAGAUCAAAGUAGCUGCCUCGCCCCAAGUACAUCUGGGGAUGCCAUUCUACUGCAGGUGGUGCUGUGCUGCCUUAUUAACCCAGAAACAGCCCCAGAAAUGCAUGGGGCUCUUUCAGCAGAACACCCUUCUGAUAACCUGUAGCUGCUGCUAUUUCCCUUCAGAUGCCGUAGCAUGUUGCACUGCAUUCCCAUUUCUUUUCAGUUCUGUAGCUUGCCCUGUAACAAUAACUCUGUAUGCGUAUUUGGAUGAUUCUAGCGUUCUUCAUUGGAUUGUUCAUCAGGACGGUAUUAACAGAGACAGUUACAAUAA